Messenger RNA from Eutrema salsugineum, 1828 nucleotides. Its product is annotated as protein WVD2-like 5. Gene Ontology annotation, molecular function: microtubule binding. Bases 210 to 1517 code for a protein of 435 amino acids. Lineage: Eukaryota; Viridiplantae; Streptophyta; Magnoliopsida; Brassicales; Brassicaceae. The transcript is spliced from 9 exons. The record is from RefSeq and is a predicted model, not a curated record.
CGGAAUCAAACUUGUGUAGACCGAGAAUCCAUCCCUCAGAAACCCCAAAACCAAAAAAAAAAUAAAACAACUCAAGAACAAAUCGAAAUCUCAACUCUGUGAAACCUCAUCCUUCUUCUUCUUCUUCUUCUUUCAUCAUUCCUUCGUUUAUUUGCUUCAAUGGACGUUUGAUUUGCUCUGGGACUGCGUUUGGUGAGGAAGAUAAUACUAUGGAGGACCCCGAGAGAAUCAUGGUUUCUGAUGGGACUGACUCUGCUCUUGCAAAUGGUGGGUUAACAAUGGAAAAUGUCGGCAUUCAACGAAAUGGUGUUGCUUCUGGUGAAAUCUUGGAUACUACUUCAGAAAGUCAGAAUGAGAAUUCGGGAGACAGUUCCACUAUGGAUGUAGUUGAACACCCUAAGGAGGUAGCUGAGGUCACACAAGUUGAAAAUGUAGAUGACCCAAAGUAUAUUAAAGGCCAAAAAGCACAACGGAAGCCGAAGCAAGAGAAACUCUCAGGUGGUAAGAAUGUUCCAUCGGUUCAUAUCAAAAAGAAGAAACAGAACAAAGGUGUAGAUGCUAAAGUGGCAGCAUCAAAUGGUUCUGUUGCUCCUAAUGCACACACAACAAAAUCUCUAAAGAGCACAUCAUUUAAUGGUAGAGAGGCUCAAGUCACGGAGCAUGGUAAGCCAGACUCUGCACCAGCUGAAAGCGCCGCCGGGGACAAGGUGAAACCAAAGCCUCAAAAGAAACAAGUUCAUGAGACAUCUGAAGAUGAUACUCAGUCUUCUAAUAGCCCGAAAGCAGACGAUGGCAAACCUCGUAAAGUUGGUGCACUUCCAAAUUAUGGAUUCAGUUUCAAAUGUGACCAACGGGCUGAGAAGAGAAGAGAGUUUUAUGUUAAGCUUGAGGAAAAGACUCAUGCGAAAGAAGAGGAAAUCAAUAGCAUGCAAGCCAAGUCCAAGGAAACACAAGAAGCGGAGCUUAGGAAGCUAAGGAAAAGCUUGAACUUCAAAGCGACACCCAUGCCUAGCUUUUAUCAAGAACCUCAGCCGCCUAAAACCGAGUUAAAGAAGAUACCACCAACAAGACCUAAAUCUCCAAAACUUGGGAGAAAGAAGACUGAUUCUGAAGAAACUCAAACCCCUCGCGUCGGUAGGCUGAGCUUAGAUGAGAAAGCUUUGAAAGAUAACCCGACUGCUAAGGGAAUCGUGCCAACAGUUGAUCUCAAGAAGCAACCGGUGCGCAAGUCACUUCCAAGAUUGCCAUCUCAGAAAACAGCUCUCCCCGAUGGAAAACCGGCUCCAGCAAAAGCUGUCACAACCUUAGCAAAGGUGAAACCUGAAAGAAAGAAAAUUGAAAAGGAUGCGGAAACUCUAAACCAGUCUUCACAUCCUAAAGAAGAGGAAGCACAAGUGACUCUAUCAUCCAUUGCUGAUGCGGAAAAUUCACAUGAGAUCGUAUCUCCAAGGAUGGAUGAAGACAGAGCCGAGUCCGAGUCCAUUGAGGUAUCUGAAGUGGUUGCUGUUGAGCAUUAAAAACUCCGCGUUACGAUCAUUACCCUCGGGACUCAUAUCUUGCGUUAAUUAAGGAGGAGGACAAGAGGAAAAGAAACCGUAUAAUAUUUAUAUGUAUCUUCGACCAAAACUUAUCUGAGAAGAAAUGGAUAAAAGAGUGAAAAGAACCACAUGGAUUUGGUUCUUUUGGUUGCUGCUUUUAAAUAUUUCUGUGUUUGAUGGUAAUGUUUUUAAUCUUUUAAGAUGUUUUUUGAUGUCAAGAUACUGUUUCUUUUUCUUUUGCGUUUUUGAUGCUUUGAUUCCUACAAGGUUAACAUUCGACAGAUUCUACC